AUGAGCCUGGACAAAGAGCUGGUCGAUCCCGCUGGCCGCGACGAUGAAGAUGACGAGCCUGUUGCCCUGGAGGAGCCCAUCGACAACCUCAACUCGCCAGCCGCCGCCCUGAAGACGAGCGAGAUCCUGGCCGCCUGCACUUGGAGAGAUGCCACGCGCCUGAGAGCUCUCGCCGAGUCUGACGGCGGCCUGCUUGCCGAUUCGCUUCGCCAGGCUGCCUGGCCCAUCCUGCUUGGACUGACACCCCCGGCCGACGAGAAGGAACACCAAGGCGAUGGCACGCGCGCAGCAGAUGUCGAUGCCGAUGCUACCAGUGGUCAUUGGAAAGAAUUGCCGCGCCACAGAGAUGAGGACCAAGUUCAGCUCGACGUAAACCGGUCCUUUGUUCAUUACCCUAGCGACCAGUCUGAACCGGAGCUACACAAACGGAAACAAGAGCUAUCAGAUCUCAUCGUCGAGGUUCUUCGCCGCUACCCAUAUCUUUGCUACUUUCAGGGAUACCAUGACAUCUGCCAGGUAUUCCUGCUAGUCCUGGAGCCAGCAUUCAGGGCGCCUCUGGUCGCUCGGCUCUCCAUUCUACGGAUUCGCGACUUCAUGCUGCCUAGCCUCAGCGCCACAACCGCACAGCUAAGGCUCCUGCCCGACAUCCUCGCCCGCGCGGAUCCCGAGCUCCGCCGGCACCUUUCCAGCAUAGAGCCUUUCUAUGCGCUCGCCGGCACGCUCACCAUGUAUGCUCACAACAUAGAGCGGUACAGGGACAUCGCCCGGCUGUUUGACGUCAUCCUGGCCCGGGAGCCUACGUUCUCCAUAUAUUUGUUUGCUCAGAUUGUCAUAGACCGCCGCGACGAGAUCUUUGAGAUUGACGAGCCUGAUAUGCUUCAAGUCAUUCUCGGCAGGGUCCCGCCGGAACUGGAUCUAGAUGACCUGAUCAAGAAGUCUGUGGACCUGUUCGUACGCCAUCCCCCGAAGACUCUCCGAUCGUGGUAUCAAAUAUCGGCGUCAAGCGUGCUCAAAACUUGCACAGACGUCGAUGAUAGCACCCGGCAAACGCUAGAGGAUGGACACCAGUACUUCGAGAGGCAGGUCAAGGAAAUACAGUGGCAAGAGCUGAGAAUUGGGGUUAGGAGGAAGAUGUGGAUGUACAGGCGUCCUGUCAGAUUCAUUGGAGCAGCCAUCAUGGUCGGAGUUGUGGCAUUCUAUCUUCGGCGAAACCCUACUCUUAUCCAGUACAUAUGGUCCCUCUUCCCUGGCCAGCGUUAG
Messenger RNA from Trichoderma aggressivum f. europaeum, 1260 nucleotides. RefSeq lists its product as uncharacterized. Bases 1 to 1260 code for a protein of 419 amino acids. Gene Ontology annotation, cellular component: endoplasmic reticulum membrane. NCBI's taxonomy places the organism in Eukaryota, Fungi, Ascomycota, Sordariomycetes, Hypocreales, Hypocreaceae. Gene Ontology annotation, molecular function: GTPase activator activity. The record is from RefSeq and is a predicted model, not a curated record. The transcript is spliced from 3 exons. Gene Ontology annotation, biological process: positive regulation of GTPase activity; endoplasmic reticulum to Golgi vesicle-mediated transport.